GGAUGCGGAGUUCUAGGAUAUGUUGGACAUUGGGCUAGGUCUGGCGGCUAGACGUGAUCAUGAAAAGCGAUUGGCCUGCGGAUUUUGGAAUGAUCAACCAGCUCUAAGCAUUUUUUCACAAAAAGAGACAUGCUGCUUCUUCAUUCUCAGCUAAGAUGCUCCAUCAGAGUAUGUUCCAGACAUCUUCCAAACCAGUGCGCACGGUCCUGCUCGUCGGGGGCGGCGCCGGAGCGGCCGGCCGCCGCCGCCGCCGCCACCGCCGCCGACCGGCGGGAGGGACCCGGCCUGGAGGAGUUCUUGGCCGGCGAGGUGCCGGCCGGCGCCACCUGGCGCAGCUACGCCGGUCAGCUGCGCCGCCAGCCGGGGGACCGCGGCCGCCUCCGCCUGCCGCCCUGGCUCAAGACCGAGAUCCCCAUGGGGAAGAACUACACCAAGCUGAAAGACACACUGCGUGGUCUGAACCUGCACACCGUCUGCGAGGAGGCCAAGUGUCCCAACAUCGGCGAGUGCUGGGGAGGCGGUGAGGACUCGACGGCCACUGCCACCAUCAUGGUGCUGGGCGACACGUGCACACGCGGCUGCCGCUUCUGCUCGGUGAAGACGUCGCGCGCGCCGCCGCCGCCCGACCCGGCCGAGCCGACCAACACGGCGGCGGCCAUCGCCAGCUGGGGGCUCGACUACGUGGUGCUGACCAGCGUCGAUCGCGACGACUUGCCCGACGGCGGCGCCGCCCACUUCGCGCUCACCGCCGCGGAGAUCAAGCGCAGGUGACCUGACCCGGCGUGGUCUCACCCGACAGGAACUCGGCGAAUCCUGGUGGAGUGUCUGUCCGGAGACUUCCAGGGCGACCUGGACUGCGUGAAGACGGUGGUCGACUCCGGCCUAGACGUGUUCGCACACAACAUCGAGACGGUGGAGCGACUCACACCCCAAGUGCGGGAUCGGCGCGCUAAGUACAGGCAGUCGUUAGCGGUCCUCGAGCACGCCAAGCGGCUGCAGCCCGACCUGGUCACCAAGUCCUCCAUCAUGCUGGGCCUGGGCGAGACCGAGGAGGAGAUUCUGCAGACCAUGACAGACCUGCGGGCGGUGGGCGUGGACUGCCUCACUCUCGGCCAGUACAUGCAGCCAACCAAGCGGCACCUCAAGGUGGUCGAGUACGUGACACCCGCGCGGUUCGACCAGCUACGCGAGGCCGGCGAGCGGCUCGGCUUCCUGUACGUGGCCAGCGGACCCCUGGUGCGCAGCUCCUACAAGGCCGGCGAGUUCUUCAUCAAGAACGUCCUGCGGGACCGCAGACGGCAGAGCCCAGACGACGCGGCUUGAGCUCUCCCGGGAGUGCCGACGCUCGACGGCGGCUUCCGAGGGGUCUUCGGUGACGCGCUCCGCCGGACGCGGCCGGCGCUCCAGCGUGCUGGCUGCCGGAUGCGCUGUUGACGUGUGGCCGGCCGGACUGGCCACCAGGGUGGUGCAAUAUGUGAUGUGUAUGCGUAUCGUGCGCUGAGAGGCCUGGUGCCAUAGUCAGGGGCCGCCAGUGACCAGCUGGUGCAAAGCCGGACGUACCUCCGACAGCAGAUCUGGGAGUCAUGGAGCUAUCGCGGACAAGUGCUCGGGAACGGUAGCGCCUCUUGGUGACUGGGUGCCUGUCCCAACGCACCCAGUAGUGAUCGCCCGCGACGGACGCAUGCGUCGAGGGCGAUGUCCCCGCAAUGUUACCACAGCAGAGUGCCCGCUACUGAUGAUGAUUUGGGCUUUAGGGCGCCGAUGUGCGGGGAAGUAGCCAUAAAUCCCGGUGUGAUCCGGGCCCAGGCGAACUACUCAUGGGCUGCCAAUAUAUGCAGGCAAAUAUUGCGGCUGUUUCCAGCUCUUGUGUUAUCCGGGGCCAUGUUGUCCGGAGCUCCAGACAGCGGACAGCAGACGCGGCAUUCGAUUUCAAAUAUUGUCGAAAACAAACGACACGAUAUCUUGCCUGUGCCAGGCCAGGAUUUAUUUAUUAAAUAAACGAUGCGUCAUAAAACAACGAUUAUAAAAGGCCCCCGCUCGCGCCCGACGUCCCGCCGGCUCUUGUUGGAUACAUUGCCGCGACUGAUCCAUCGACGCAUCUGCACGCGGAGCAAUGCCGGGGCAUCCCGCGACGGCACGCGGAGCAAUGCCGGGGCAUCCCGCGACGGCACGCGGAGCAAUGCCGGGGCAUCCCGCGACAGCAUGCAGAGCGGUGGCGGGGCAUCCCACAGCGGCACAAGGAGCAAUGCCGGGUUAUCCCGCACCGGCACGCGGAGCGUUGCACCACGGUAUCUCGCACCGGGCCGUCGCGACGAGGAACCAAUGCGGUGGCGUCCGCCGCCCUCCCACCCGCGCCCUCGGCUGGCUGCUUGGGCACUCGCGAGGGAGCGCGAGCGUGGGAGAGUGCCGGCAGACCCGGACGACGUGUGGAGAGGGGGGGGGGGGGGGGAGACCACAAA
Molecule: messenger RNA, 2459 nt
Organism: Pollicipes pollicipes
Lineage: Eukaryota; Metazoa; Arthropoda; Thecostraca; Pollicipedomorpha; Pollicipedidae
Gene: Las
Product: lipoyl synthase, mitochondrial
Exons: 8
Biological process (GO): lipoate biosynthetic process
Cellular component (GO): mitochondrion
Molecular function (GO): lipoate synthase activity; 4 iron, 4 sulfur cluster binding
Source: RefSeq, a predicted model, not a curated record